GAGACCUUGAAGAGGGAGGGGAAUGGCACACAGCAGAGAAACUGCCCAGGAAGGGUGCCUGAGCCAUACAGGGCUCUGUGAAUCUAGAUUUCUGCUUUAAGAUACUAGGAGACCCCAAUCCUGGCUGGAGUGCCUUGCAUUGGAGGGAAACGGGCUAGAGAGGGGCUGGAGCCCCAGGAAGGUCAAGAGAGGGAGUGUCUAGGUAUAGAGAAAAAGGAGUUAAAUGAAGGAAAGAGGAGAGUAGAUGGACACAUAUACAUACAUGUAACAGGAACAUAAAUCUAACAUCCUAAUAGAAUUAUGUGGAUAUAGACCCUUAGCGCCCUCAUACAAAACAGCACAUGGUAAGAGGCCCUUAGCACCCAGGCAUACAAUAUCAUUUAGACAUAGGACCUCAGCUCCUAGACACAGUAUUAUGUGACCACAGGUCCUCAGCAUGUAGACACAUGGCAUCACUUGACCACAAGUCAUCAGAGCCAUUCACACAUCAUGUAGACAUGGACCUUCAACACCCAUACAUACAACAUCAUGUGACCACAGGCCCUCAGCAGUCAGAUACAGCAUCACUUGGACGUGGGCCUUCAGCCCCCAGACAUGUGCAUUUUGUGAACACAAGCCUUCAGCACCCAGAGACAUAUACCACAUGCACAGAAAUUGUCAAUACCCUGCAGGGCCACCUAACAUAGAGGUUUAUCAUGGGAAUAAGUAUGGGUUAUGUCUCAUGACCCACUUGCUUCAUACAUACAACAUAAACACAGAAGGAAUCCUCCUGCUCCAGCCUUUCUUACUGUGCCCUCCCUGGCCUUCCGUCCCUCCCUUUCACGGAAUAGUCAAUCCUUGACCUAAACUGCUCCACUCAUCAGUUCCUCAACCACCCCAGAAUUUCAAUUUUGAUCAACCGACGUGAUGAAGACAUUUUCCGCUACUUGACGAAUCUGCAGGUACAGGAUCUCAGACAUAUCUCCAUGGGCUACAAAAUGAAGCUGUACUUCCAGACAAACCCCUACUUUACAAACAUGGUGAUUGUCAAGGAGUUCCAGCGCAACCGCUCGGGCCGGCUGGUGUCUCACUCAACUCCAAUCCGCUGGCACCGGGGCCAGGAACCCCAGGCCCGCCGUCAUGGGAACCAGGAUGCGAGCAACAGCUUCUUCAGCUGGUUCUCAAACCAUAGCCUCCCAGAGGCUGACAGGAUUGCUGAGAUUAUCAAGAAUGAUCUGUGGGUUAAUCCUCUACGCUACUACCUGAGAGAAAGGGGCUCCAGGAUAAAGAGAAAGAAGCAAGAAAUGAAGAAACGUAAAACCAGGGGCAGACGUGAGGUGGUGAUCAUGGAAGACGCCCCUGACUAUUAUGCAGUGGAAGACAUUUUCAGCGAGAUCUCAGACAUCGAUGAGACAAUUCAUGACAUCAAGAUCUCUGACUUCAUGGAGACCACUGACUACUUCGAGACCACUGACAAUGAGAUAACUGACAUCAAUGAGAACAUCUGCGACGGCGAGAGCCUUGACCACAAUGAGGUCCGCAAUGAGACCACUGAUAACAACGAGAGUGCUGAUGACAAUGAAACCACUGACAACAAUGAGAGUGCAGAUGACAACAAUGAGAAUGCUGAAGACAAUAACAAGAACACUGAUGACAACGAAGAGAACCCUGACAACAACGAGCACACUUAUGGCAACAACUUCUUCAACUGCGGCUUCUGGGGCAGCCAUGGCAACAACCAGGACAGCAGCGACAGUGACAAUGAAGCAGAUGAGGCCAGUGAUGAUGAAGAUAAUGAUGGCAACGAAGGUGACAAUGAGGGCAGUGAUGAUGAUGGCAACGAAGGUGACAAUGAAGGCAGCGAUGAUGACGACAGAGACAUUGAGUACUAUGGGAAAGUUAUUGAAGACUUUGACAAGGAUCAGGAUGACUACGAGGAUGUGAUAGAGAUCAUCUCAGACGAAUCAGUGGAAGAGGAGGAGGGCAUUGAGGAAGGCAUUGAGCAAGAUGAAGAUAUCUAUCAGGAGGAAGGAAACUAUGAGGAGGAAGGAAACUAUGAGGGGGAAGGAAGUGAAGAUGUCUGGGAAGAAGGGGAAGAUUCAGACGACUCUGACCUGGAAGAUGUGCUUCAGGUCCCAAAUGGUUGGGCCAACCCGGGGAAGAGAGGGAAAACCGGAUAAGGGUCUUGCCCUUUUGGGGAUUACCUCUCUGUAUCCCCCACCCCCUAUCCCAUUUGCCCUCCUCCUCAGCUAGGGCCACGCGGCCCCACAUUGCACUUCUGGGGGGUGACCGACUUCGUACACGGGUUUAAAGUUUAUUUUUAUGGUUUAGUCAUUGCAGAGUUCUUAUUUUGGGGGGAGGGAAAGGGGGUUAGUCCCCUUCUUUUGGCCCUCCGCCCCCGCAGGCUUCUGUGUGCUGCUAACUGUAUUGUGAUGCCUUGGUCAGGGCUCCUCUACCCACUUUCUCCCAGUUGUGGCCCCAGCCCCUCUCCCUGUGCUGUGUGGAGUGGACACCCUGACCCCCGAAGCGGGGAGGGUCGCUGUGGCCUUUGUCACAGCCGCGCAGUGCCCUUGUAGGCGCUGCUGCCACCCUCCUCUCCCAAGUUCUUUCUCCAUCCCUCUCCUCUUCCUGCCGCGCCGCUAGCCCGCCUCGGUGUCUAUGCAAGGCCGCUUCGCCAUUGCGGUAUUCUUUGCGGUAUUCUUGUCCCCCUCCCCCAGAAGGCUGGCCUCUCCCCGUGGACCCUGUUAAUCCCAAUAAAAUUCUGAGCAAGUUCA
Messenger RNA from Piliocolobus tephrosceles (Ugandan red Colobus), 2753 nucleotides. Its product is annotated as testis-specific Y-encoded-like protein 2. Gene Ontology annotation, biological process: nucleosome assembly. Gene Ontology annotation, cellular component: nucleus. NCBI's taxonomy places the organism in Eukaryota, Metazoa, Chordata, Mammalia, Primates, Cercopithecidae. The coding region runs from base 966 to 2159 and encodes 397 amino acids. The transcript has 6 exons. The record is from RefSeq and is a predicted model, not a curated record.